AGUCAAGUGGCCCUGACGCGUGCAGGUUGUCUCCUGCAGUCAGUUGGUGUUCGUGACGCGCGCCGCUUGCUUGUCAGUAGACAGAUGUUCCUGAGGCGCGAGUUGUCUCUGUCAGUCAGAGUGUGUUGGUGAAUACUGUCAGUAGUUUAACUUGUGCUACAAUAUACGAGUCCAAAUAUUUUCUCCUAUUGCAAGAGGAACUACCCGCAUCCAUAUUUCUCAGUUAAGAGAUGAGGAUGCUGAAGUGGCCAAGAGAGGGCAAGUGGCCCGGAGGCAGCGCGCUUAUCUUGGCCGGAGUGAUAGUGUGGUUCCUCCUGUGCCUCUACCAGCCUUCACAACCUUCUGGACGCUAUUGGCCUCUACCGGUGGUUCAUGAAGAUCACAAACAAGACAUCAACUAUGAACAAGCAGGAGGGGACGAACCAUCUGUGCAGUACGAGGUGACGAGACGCUUGGUGGAGACCAACUUGCGCUCCGCCUGGUUCUUCUUCUCCAACCGGCUGAAGGAAAUGCACUCCAAAACUGAGAAAAUGAACGAUGACGAUUUUAAUGACCUCUUAAAGGAAGGUGCCGAACGCAUAAGCGUACUUCAACACGACCUGAGGCAGCUGAGUGAGGAGGAUGGGUGGAGCAGCUGGAGGGAGAGAGAGGCGCGGGCGCUGAGUGAGCUGGUCCAGCGCCGCCUGCACCGCCUCCAGAACCCUCCUGACUGUGCCACAGCUAAGAAACUCGUCUGUUCUAUAAACCACUCAUGUGGCCUGGGUUGUGAGCUGCACCAUCUCAUCUGUUGCUUCAUGGCCGCCUACGGCACCCAUCGCACAAUCGUUAUUAACUCUCCAGCUUGGAGUUACAGCAAGAGUGGCUGGAAGGAUGUUUUCCUGCCGCUCAGUGAAACAUGCACCUCCUUCUCAAGCGACAACACUACUGACUGGCCUGGGCGAGAGGACUCGAAGACGGUGCUAUUUAUAGGAGUAGACACACAACCCAAGCCGGAGUACAUGCCCCUGGCCGUCCCCAGCGACAUAUCUGAGCGUGUGGUCCGCCUGUACGGGGACCCGGCCGCCUGGUGGCUCGGACAGUUUGUUAAAUACGUCUUCAAACUUCAGCCACACAUGCAAGAGAUUAUCAGCAGGGAAGAGAAAUCCAUCAAUUUUCAGCAUCCGAUUGUUGGAGUCCACGUCAGACGAACUGACAAGAUUCUUGAAAACGGUUACCAUGACCUGAAGGAAUACAUGGAACAAGUUGAGGAAUAUUUCGACGGUCUCCAGAUCUUCAACCCAAAUGUUACUCGCAGGAUCUACCUCGCUUCUGACGAGCCCGCAGUCUACAAGGAGGCAAAGGAAAAGUACCCACAGUAUGAGAUACUCUACCAUAAGAAGAACGUGGAAGUGGUCAACAAUGCCAACCGGUUCACUGGGGCGUCGCUCAGAGACUUCAUAGUGGACAUCUACUUUCUCUCUCGCACUGACUACAUUGUUGUCACUUUCUUGUCCAAUGUGGGGAGGCUGGUGUACGAGGUCAUGCAUGCGCUGGGGCCCGACGCCUCCUCCAGGUUCUACUCCCUGGACACCCCGUUCCUCUUCGUCAACCAGCGAGACAGCUUCGUCAAGGCCCGCUUCUUCCACAAGUCUCACAGGAACGAGGAUGUGAGCGUUCACCCGGGCCAGACUCUGCUGUUCGAGCCCACGGCUCAACACUUCCGCAAAGACCAAUAUGUCCACUAUACCACAAGUGAGAAGAAAAAGGCAAAGAUUCCCGACUACAAAGUGGAGCACAUAGUCGAUGUAGUCAACUUAUCAUACCCUUACGAGGACUAACUAGGGACAGGAUAGUCCCCAGUAACUGUCUCUCCUUCAAUUCUUGUUUACCAACAUGCUGAAAACCCGUCAUUCAGCGCCUGUCUUCCUGCUACCUGUCUCUGCACCCGUCUCCUCUGUCUCAUCAACACCAUCCACCCAAUACCCGAGUCUCCUGCCUUAACCUCAACUACCCGUCAAAAUUAUUGCUACAUGCAGGCGAUGAGUCACAAUAACGUGGCUGAAGUAUGUUGACCAGACUACACACUAGAAAGUGAAGGGACGACGACGUUUCGGUCCGUCCUGGACCAUUCUCAAGUCGACUUGAAAAUGGUCCAGGACGGACCAAAACGUCUUCGUCCCUCCACCUUCUAGUGUGUAGUCUGGUCAAUACUUAUUGCUACAUGUUGCGAACAUGUUUAAUUGGACGAAUACCAAUCAUAGUGUCGCCUGAAUAAACGAACACAAUUUGUACAUUAAAAAUGUGAAAACGUGACUUUUCGGUUCUUGAGCAUUAGUUAGCGGAGCUGUUGUAGCCUAGUCAAACAGUCUACGGGCCCGGGGGGAUGGGGGUACAGUGAGGCACAGCGUGAGUGCUGAAGUGAGGCAGGAAGUGUGAGGAGCAGGAGGAGGGAGGGAGGGAGAUAACGGGAAGGAGGUAGGAGCAGGAGAGGGAUGAAGAUGGAGGUUAAUUGGGAGGGAGAAGGUGAGGACAGAUGGUUGAGGUAAGAAAAUGAUGGGCCGGACCAUUUCCCAGUUAUUGAACAGCAAUGAUGUCAUGGUUUGUGAGAUUUGAGUAAUGAACACACCAUACUGGUGUAUGGUGUAUGUGUAAUCCACAAUACUGGUGUAUGAUGUAUGUGUAAUCCACAAUACUGGUGUAUGGUGUAUGUGUAAUCCACAAUGCUGGUGUAUGGUGUAUGUAUAAUCCACAAUACUGGUGUAUGGUGUAUGUGUAAUCCACAAUGCUGGUGUAUGGUGUAUGUAUAAUCCACAAUGCUGGUGUAUGUGUAAUCCACAAUACUGGUGUAUGUUGUAUGUAUAAUCCACAAUACUGGUGUAUGUAUAAUCCACAAUGCUGGUGUAUGUAUAAUCCACAAUACUGGUGUAUGGUGUAUGUAUAAUCCACAAUGCUGGUGUAUGGUGUAUGUAUAAUCCACAAUGCUGGUGUAUGGUGUAUGUAUAAUCCACUAUACUGGUGUAGGGUGUAUGUAUAAUCCACAAUACUGGUGUAUGUGUAAUCCACAAUACUGGUGUAUGUAUAAUCCACAAUGAUGGUGUAUGCAUAAUCCACAAUACUGGUGUAUGUAUAAUCCACAAUGAUGGUGUAUGUAUAAUCCACAAUACUGGUGUAUGUAUAAUCCACAAUGAUGGUGUAUGUAUAAUCCACAAUACUGGUUUAUGUAUAAUCCACAAUACUGGUGUAUGUAUAAUCCACAAUGAUGGUGUAUGUAUAAUCCACAAUACUGGUUUAUGUAUAAUCCACAAUACUGGUGUAUGUAUAAUCCACAAUGAUGGUGUAUGUAUAAUCCACAAUACUGGUUUAUGUAUAAUCCACAAUACUGGUGUAUGUAUAAUCCAUAAUACUGGUGAACGGUGUAUGUAUAAUCCACAAUACUGGUGAACGGUGUAUUUAUAAUCCACAAUACUGGUGAAUGGUGUAUGUAUAAUCCACAAUGCUGCUGUAUGGUGUAUGUAUAAUCCACAAUGCUGGUGUAUGGUGUAUGUAUAAUCCACAAUACUGGUGUUUGGUGUAUGUAUAAUCCACAAUGCUGGUAUAUGGUGUAUGUAUAAUCCACAAUGUUGGUGUAUGUAUAAUCCACAAUACUGGUGUAUGGUGUAUGUAUAAUCCACAAUACUGGUGUAUGGUGUAUGUAUAAUCCAGAAUGCUGGUAUAUGGUGUAUGUAUGUAUAAUCCACAAUACUGGUGUAUGGUGCAUGUAUAAUCCACAAUACUGGUGUAUGGUGUAUGUAUAAUCCACAAUACUGGUGUAAGGUGUAUGUACAAUACUCGGUACUUGUGUAUGAUGUAUGUACAAUCCACAAUGCUGGUGUAUUGUGUAUGCAUACAGCUACCCAUCGCCUACUCUGAUAUAAAUAUCACAGUUCAACAGGUAAUUUUGCACCAUACACAGACAGGACCAAAGGUCUGUGUAUUACUAGUGUAUGUGAUAGGAGGGGACGCCACUACAAGGGUCCAGGUCAGAGAGCUAGCAGUGGUCAGCAACUGUUGUUCCUCUGUUCAGGUGAGGUUGUCAGCAUCGUGUCAGAAUAGAUUUUUUUCCUGAUGAUCUAUUGGUUGGACCAGCUCCUGCUGACCCCUUGCUGAACCACCACCUGUUGAUCCCCUGUUGGACCAGCUCCUGCUGACCCCUUGCUGAACCAGCUCCUGCUGACCUCUUGUUGGACCAGCUCCUGCUGACCUCUUGUUGGACCAGCUCCUGCUGACCUCUUGUUGGACCAGCUCCUGAUGACCUCUUGUUGGACCAGCUCCUGCUGACCUCUUGUUGGACCAGCUCCUGAUGACCUCUUGUUGGACCAGCUCCUGCUGACCUCUUGUUGGACCAGCUCCUGCUGACCUCUUGUUGGACCAGCUCCUGCUGACCUCUUGUUGGACCAGCUCCUGCUGACCUCUUGUUGGACCAGCUCCUGCUGACCUCUUGUUGGACCAGCUCCUGCUGACCUCUUGUUGGACCAGCUCCUGCUGACCUCUUGUUGGACCAGCUCCUGCUGACCUCUUGUUGGACCAGUUCCUGCUGACCUCUUGUUGGACCAGCUCCUGCUGACCUCUUGUUGGACCAGCUCCUGAUGACCUCUUGUUGGACCAGCUCCUGCUGACCUCUUGUUGGACCAGCUCCUGCUGACCUCUUGUUGGACCAGCUCCUGCUGACCUCUUGUUGGACCAGCUCCUGCUGACCUCUUGUUGGACCAGCUCCUGCUGACCUCUUGUUGGACCAGCUCCUGCUGACCUCUUGUUGGACCAGCUCCUGCUGACCUCUUGUUGGACCAGCUCCUGCUGACCUCUUGUUGGACCAGUUCCUGCUGACCUCUUGUUGGACCAGCUCCUGCUGACCUCUUGUUGGACCAGCUCCUGCUGACCUCUUGUUGGACCAGCUCCUGCUGACCUCUUGUUGGACCAGCUCCUGCUGACCUCUUGUUGGACCAGCUCCUGCUGACCUCUUGUUGGACCAGCUCCUGCUGACCUCUUGUUGGACCAGCUCCUGCUGACCUCUUGUUUAACCUCCUCCUGCUGACCUCUUGUUUAACCACCACCUGCUGACCUCUUGUUGGACCAGUUCCUGCUGACCUCUUGUUUAACCUCCUCCUGCUGACCUCUUGUUUAACCACCACCUGCUGACCUCUUGUUGGACCAGCUCCUGCUGACCUCUUGUUGGACCAGCUCCUGCUGACCUCUUGUUGGACCAGUUCCUGCUGACCUCUUGUUGGACCAGCUCCUGCUGACCUCUUGUUGGACCAGCUCCUGAUGACCUCUUGUUGGACCAGCUCCUGCUGACCUCUUGUUGGACCAGCUCCUGCUGACCUCUUGUUUAACCUCCUCCUGCUGACCUCUUGUUUAACCUCCCCUGCUGACCUCUUGUUUAACCUCCUCCUGCUGACCUCUUGUUUAACAACCACCUGCUGACCCCUUGUUUAACCUCCACCUGCUGA
Molecule: messenger RNA, 5465 nt
Organism: Procambarus clarkii (red swamp crayfish)
Lineage: Eukaryota; Metazoa; Arthropoda; Malacostraca; Decapoda; Cambaridae
Source: RefSeq, a predicted model, not a curated record